CACGUGAUAAACAGCAGGUUACCUACGCCUCCCUCCACCAGGAAACAACGUUGGACGGACAAAGCAUCCGAAUCAGCUCGGUCCUUUAUCGGUUUGUCUUCAUCAAAACAAGAUGAAGAAGUUAUUGUUGUUUCUCCUUUUCUGUCACGGUUCAUCAUCAGUCAAACACUCCCUGAAGUAUUUCGUCACUGCAUCUUCUGGACUCCCAAACUUCCCUGAGGUUGCAGGUGUUGCACUGGUCGAUGACACGCUUGUCGGUUACUGCGACACCAACACACAGAGAGCAGAACCAAAACAGGAGUGGAUGAAAUUUUAUUUUGAAAAGAAUCCUCAGCAUCUGGAGUGGUACAAUGGAGAGUGUUUCCAGGGAAACCCUAACUUCUUCAAAGCCAGUAUUUAUAGUUUUAAGCAGCGCUUCAACCAAACUGGAGAUGUCCACAUUCUCCAGAGGCUAAGUGGCUGUGAAUGGGAUGAAAAGACUGGAGACGUUAUUGGUUUUAAUCAGUAUGGUUAUGAUGGAGAAGACUUCAUAUCAUUGGACCUGAAGACAGGGACAUGGAUCGCUCCAAAACCACAGGCUGUCCUCACCAAACUGAGUUGGGAUGCUGACAAAGGGAGAAUAAAACGCAAUGAGAACUUCUUCUUUCAGAUUUGUCCUGAGUGGCUGAAGACCUAUGUGAACUAUGGGAAGAGCUCUCUGCUGAAAACAGAGCGUCCCUCAGUGUCUCUCCUCCAGAAGACUCCCUCCUCUCCACUCAGCUGCCACGCUACAGGUUUCUACCCUGACAGAGCCGAGAUGCUCUGGAGGAAAGAUGGAGAGGAGCUUCAUGAGGACGUGGAGCACGGAGAGAUCCUCCCCAACCAUGAUGGAACCUUCCAGAUGAGUGUUGACCUGAACAUUUCAUCAGUCACACCUGAAGACUGGGGGAGGUAUGAAUGUGUGUUUCAUCUCUCUGGUGUGAAGGAGGACAUCUACACCAAACUGGACAAAGCAGUGAUCAGGACCAAUGAAGUUCCUCCAUCAGAGUCUCCUCCUGGUUCUGUCAUUGGAGUUGUUGUUGUUGUUGUACUACUGAUCCUGGCAAUCUGCAUCUCUGGACUCUUCAUCUGGAGAAAGAACAAAAAUGGGUUCAGACCUACAAACACUUCAGACUCUUCACCUUCAUCGCUCCAAGAUGCAGCUUCUGACUGAUCACAGUGAUUUCUGCAUCAUGUCCAUUAUUCUGUGAAGAUAUUCGGUAAAUGAAAGGAACAUAUUUAUAGUAUACUGGUCUUUGUCAAACCACUAAGAUUUAAAUUAAAAAAAUACUUUGUAUGAUAAGUAAUUAUGUAUAUGUAAUUAAUUCACAGAAUGUAAAUAUGUUUAAUAAUAAAUUACACCUUUCAGAUGUCACAGGUAACCAUGAAUAUUAAAUCCCUGUUGAUAUACUUCAAUACUGUUUCACUUUGUUCCACACACACAACACUUUUCAAUUUCAAAUGUGCAGUUAAAUUAGUAUGAAUGUGAACCAAU
Messenger RNA from Toxotes jaculatrix (banded archerfish), 1513 nucleotides. Its product is annotated as major histocompatibility complex class I-related gene protein-like. The coding region runs from base 113 to 1192 and encodes 359 amino acids. The transcript is spliced from 7 exons. Gene Ontology annotation, biological process: immune response. NCBI's taxonomy places the organism in Eukaryota, Metazoa, Chordata, Actinopteri, Toxotidae. Gene Ontology annotation, cellular component: external side of plasma membrane. The record is from RefSeq and is a predicted model, not a curated record.